Molecule: messenger RNA, 1930 nt
Organism: Nicotiana attenuata
Lineage: Eukaryota; Viridiplantae; Streptophyta; Magnoliopsida; Solanales; Solanaceae
Exons: 2
Coding region: 1028-1567 (179 amino acids)
Source: RefSeq, a predicted model, not a curated record
UUAACCUUUGCUAUAGGAGGUAAAAAUUCCUUGAAUAAAUAAACCAAUAUGAUAAAAUAAUAAGAACAGUUCAAACUUCAAACCACAAAGUUCAUGUAGCACGCCAAAACUCUAGAACUAAUAAAAUAUGAAACUAAAAGAAUAGAAGAGAAGAAAAACUAGUUAGAAGCCUACUCCCAGCGUGGUGUGUUCCUCCACGUUAAAAAAUUAGGUUUAGGACUCCUUAUAUAUAAAUUAGGACCGUAUAGGACCGAAAUAACCUUGUUUUAAUUAAAAUAGAAAAAUCAUUGUAACACAGCGUCCAGGGUAACGCCUCGCGCCGGCCCCGGCGCUGAAAGCAAUAAGUUUUCACGUUCCUUUGCUGCGUUCCCGUCAUCAACUGCAUUCUAAAUGCAAUUGUACUAAAUAUCCUUUUUCUUGUCUUCAAAUUGGGGGACAAAACUCAAAGGGUGUCCCCCCAUUUUUAUUCAUUUAAUUGUUUUUCUUUUUCUUCCGCCUUUAAUCCAAUUUUGUUUCAAAUCUCUUCAUUUUCAUACCAUUUUAUUUCUACACAACUAAAAUAUAAUAUUAAGCAUAAUGUAAUAUAGUUAACACUCAAAAGACGAUUAAAAGUACUAAAACGUAAGGUAACAAUAGAUAAAUAUAUGCAUUUUUGGUCGAACAUCAACAACCUUUUACACACCCAAACUUAUAAAAAAAAUAAAAAAAAGUGAAACAAUUACCUUCCUAAAAUGACACGUGGCUGCGCGACACUUGUUUGGAUUAAAAGGAAAGAAAGAAACUCCAUCUCCGGCAAUGCUUCCACCUGCUGAUGGCUGCGCCACCGCCAAGUUUUCCAAUUCCGAUUACAUUCUUUCUCUGUUAGCGCCUAUUAACAAAGAUCUGGUACAAAUUCUGCCUUUAAAUUCAUUAGAGCAAAAUAUUAGCUCUUGCUAGUACUGCAAUGCAAGUAUGGCCAAAUCUGUAAGUUUGUGCACAUGUUGAAUAAAAAUUUCUCCUAGCAGUCGACGCAGAAUUACAGAGAGAGAUGGCUGCAUACGUUGCAUUGGCUUCUCUAAUGGGAACAAUAGAACAGCUUCAGCUUUUGCUAUCAAAGUUAGAUCUAUUGGACACUCAUGUGGAAAGUUUGAAUUUACUCUACGAGAAGGUUGAUUCUCUGCAAGAGCUUCUUGAUAAUUCUGAUGGUGAACAAACGGAGAAUUUGCACGAAAAGGCCAGAGACAUAGCAAAUGAAGCAGAAGAUGAAGUUGAAUCACAGAUGAAGGUGGUAAUGGAGGAACAACAUGAUGGACUCCAUCAAAAGGAAGCCCUCGAGAGUCUUUUUGAGAUCUUACAACGAGGUAUUGAAAAUGUUGAUUCCCUCAAGGAAGAGCUCAUCAAGCACAGUCCGAACAACAACUUGCAAGCUGGAAAUUCCUCGAUUGGCGAUUCAAGUUCACCACGAUUGCAUGCUCCAACCCUUGAGAACGAUAUGGUGGGGUACAACAUUGAACAAGCAAACAUGCUGAAUCGUGAACUGGAAGUCAUCUUUGUUGAUGGUAAAAAGGAGUCGGGUUUUGUUGACUAGUGGAGACAUUGAGGUCGCUCAAUAUGCUAGCUCUCCCAAGGAUCCUUUCAGGAUGCAUUUACUUGAUGACCAAGAGGACACUUGGAAUUUGUUUUACCAAAAAGGAUUUGCAGAAGAAGGUUUUCCAGUUGAAUUUGGAAACAGAGAACAAAAAAAACAGUACAAGCAAAGCAAAGAAAAUAUAAUUUAUCCUCUGUACGUGUUGAUUGGCAUUUAUCCAGGGGUUACCCAGCCUAUUUUUUCACCCACCAAUCAAAUUACUCAUCCAUGCAAGAAAAGCAGUAUAUUAAACGACAAAGUUUGUUACCUCAUCGUACCAUUUUAAUUGAAAAAUAGAAGAUAUAAUCCCCUCUUUGCUUGUCC